AUGGCGUUUACCAAGCCGUGCGAAUCUACGGCCUACUUAUCUGCCUGCCUGCCUACUUGCCUGCCUGCCUACUUGCCUGCGAUAACCCAAGCCGCGCACACAAGGAGUAGUCGUUGCCAUACCAUGCAUUAUCGGGCUUUUCCCGAGCAAGCAACGAAGUCAACGAACACUUUCGAGCAACCGUUGCACCUUUGGAGAGCAACGCAACUCCAGAAGGUGAAACACACACAUGCGUACAUACAUACAUACGUAAAAAAAUACGCCGUGUACGUAGCCCCUGCAUCGACUAACAUGUGUGCCUAA
Molecule: messenger RNA, 303 nt
Organism: Volvox carteri f. nagariensis
Lineage: Eukaryota; Viridiplantae; Chlorophyta; Chlorophyceae; Chlamydomonadales; Volvocaceae
Exons: 3
Coding region: 1-303 (100 amino acids)
Source: RefSeq, a predicted model, not a curated record